Prorocentrum cordatum is the source of this 399-nucleotide messenger RNA. NCBI's taxonomy places the organism in Eukaryota, Dinophyceae, Prorocentrales, Prorocentraceae. The record is from the annotation of a GenBank genome assembly.
CGCUACGCCUACGACAGCGCAACCUCGGACCUCAACGACGAGCGCGCCCUCGCGAUCGAGGAACUGCUUCUGCUGGAAGAGCACGGCGAGGAGUACGAGGACAUUGUUUAUUUGGCGUCGCACCGCGUGGAGACGAUCUGCGAGGAGAAGCUAAGCCCCGGGGAGCGCAAACAGUUCAGCCAGGCAGAGGAUGAGACCUUAUUGCCCUGGAUAGAAAGUCGAGCGUGGGAACGAGCACGUACGGACACCGCCAAUCCCGACGAAUUCGCGCCCAUGAUCUACCUCCUCAAGUGGAAGCAGGGGCCCGAGGGCCGCCAGGCCAACGCGAGGAUCACCUUGCAGGGCUUCAAGCACAUCGACGUUCCCACGCAGAAGUUGGACACCGAGAGCCCGACGUGA